AAUAUACAUUUAUUUGGGGUCAAGUGUAGAGGCGGAUGAACAUUACACGGAAAGUGAUUGUCGGCAUCCGAAAACAUUGACAAAAGCUCCUUGUAUAGUUGCAAAUGUCUUCAAAAAAUAAUGAGAUAUCAGCACAUAAAUUCUGUAUCAAUUUUUAUGAGCGUGAUAAAUUUAUAUUGAAUGUUGUGGUUAACCGCAAUAGCGAAUCCGCCUCUCGACUUUUGCUUCUCAUUGCUCCUUCAAGACAACGCCUCUAUUGAACUUCAAAGCAGCCUUACAUAAUUUUGUGACACAAAUGUUAAAACCUAAAAUUUUCAGGUCUUUUACAUUCCUCCUAGCACCCCAUCGUCAUCUCCAAAUUAUCCCCACAUCAGCAGCCACCAACGCAGCCCAAUUUGCUCCUCAACUCCAAUCUCCAAACCCCAUCAGACCAGUAAACGAAACCCACCUCUUAAGAGUCUGUACAAUUCUCUACCAGCAACAGUACUCAUCCGAUAAAAAAGUCCGCAAUAACCUCUGCAAAACACCAUUUGACCUCACCCAUGAGUUCUUCCUUCAAGUAUGCAACAAAUUCCCAUAUUCUUGGAGACCCCUUUACAAAUUCUAUGAAUUUACCAAGUCACAGCCCCACUUCAAUCACACAUCCACCACCCUCAACAAAAUGCUAGAUGUAAUUGGAAAAUCAAGAAACAUUGAUCUUUUCUGGGAAGUAGUUCAAGAAAUUGGAAGAUGUCAAUUGGUCACCCCUAAAACUUAUGUAGUUGGGUUAAAAACUCUAGCUGAAGCUAGGGAGUUGAAGAAAUGUGUUUAUGUUUUUCAUGUGAUGAAUGGUUUUGGAUAUGGGUAUAAUGUGGAAAUAUUGAAUAAAGUAGUUGAGGCUCUUUGUAGAAAUAAGCUUGAUGAGGAGGCUAAGCAUGUGGUGUUGAAGUUGAAAGAUUGGAUAAAGCCAAAUGGGGUUACUUAUAGAUGGUUAAUAUAUGGGUUUUGUGAUGUUGGUGAUGUGAUUGAAGCCUCAAAGAUUUGGAAUUUAAUGGUUGAUGAAGGUUUUGAACCUGAUAUUGAAUGUGUUGAGACUAUGAUUGAGACCCUUUUCAAGAAUAACAGAUAUGAUGAAGCAUUGAAGGUUUUUCAAUCAAUGAGAGUGAAUAGGAUGUCUGAAUUGGGGGUUUCUACUUACAGGUUGGUGAUCAAUUGGUUGUGCAAGAAAGGCAAGCUAGGAGAGAGUUAUGUAGUGUUUGAAGAAAUGCAAAAGAGAGGGAUUAAAGCCGAUAAUCUUACAUUAGCAUCGAUAACCUAUGGGCUUGUGAGUAGAGGGAGGAUUAGGGAAGCGUAUAGCGUAGUGCAAGAGAUAGAGAAGCCUGAUAUAAGUGUUUAUCAUGGGAUGAUCAAAGCACUGUUAAAGUUGAAAAGAGCAAGUGAAGCAACUGAAGUAUUUAGGGAGAUGAUAAAAAGAGGAUGUGAGCCGAUAAUGCAUACGUAUGUUAUGUUGUUACAGGGACAUUUGGGGAAGAGAGGGAGGAAAGGAUCUGAUCCUCUUGUGAAUUUCGAUACCAUUUUUGUAGGAGGUUUGGUUAAGGCAGGAAGGACGUUGGACGCGACCAAGUAUGCAGAGAGAUUACUGUACAAAAAAGUUGAGGUGCCUAGGUUUGAUUAUAACAAGUUUUUGCAUUAUUAUUCAAAUGAGGAAGGUGUGGUUAUGUUUGAAGUGAUGAGCAAAAAACUUAGAGAGGUUGGGCACUUUGAUCUAGCUGAUAUAUUUGCAAGGUAUGGGGAGAAAAUGGCAACUAGGGAUAGGAGGAGAAACAGAACAACAGAGUGGUGACUGCUAUGGUUUUAGACUUAUCUUUAGCCAAAAUGCGGUGAAAGAUGAGGCAUGACACCAAGUUGUAUUUCCGUUCCCGUGGUCGCAACCUAUUCUUUGCAGGGAGCUUGGAGCGGGCUGUAUAGAACACGGCCUUUCUUUUUGUACUUGCACUUGGGAACCUUAUUUGCGAGAUGUGCAUAACUCAAUGGGAAAAGUAGAGGAGAGAUUAACCCGUAAGAUAUUCUCAACUGGCUUGAGGAGGAACAGUUUGGGGAAAGAUGCUUCUACCAGCAACCCAAUAACUUGGAAGUUAAUGAAUGGUGAAAGAUGAUAAAGAGAAUCUGAAUUGUCAAGCAACUGCCGAAGUCAUAUAAAUAUAGCAAUGAAGAUGCAGUGAAAUGUUAGUCACGAACCCAGGAUUGCCCAUAGAUUCUGAUCUGUAGAGCUAGAAAACAAGGUGGAGACAAAGGUGUAUCUCGGGAAACCAUUAUUUAUAUUGAUUCAUACAUUUUGUGA
Messenger RNA from Nicotiana tabacum (common tobacco), 2320 nucleotides. Its product is annotated as putative pentatricopeptide repeat-containing protein At1g26500. The record is from RefSeq and is a predicted model, not a curated record. Lineage: Eukaryota; Viridiplantae; Streptophyta; Magnoliopsida; Solanales; Solanaceae. Gene Ontology annotation, molecular function: protein binding.